AUGAAAACACAUCUCCUUUCGGUUCCAACGAAGAAAACUGAAGAGGUUGACUGGAUAAAACCUUUGGGUAAUUAUUUGGCUUCUAUUUAUGGGAAGAACUCUGAUUACCUGCAAGACAUACUAAACUUUAAUCAAUUAAGACAAGAUAUAAGAGAUGUUAAUGCAGAUGCCACUGGAGUAAAGUUAUAUUACAAAUACUAUAGUCAGCUAGAACUAAUUGACUUGAGAAUACCUUUCAGUUCAAUUAAUAAGCUGAAAAAGAUUAAUUUUACAUGGUACGAUGCUUUUCUGCCAUCGAUAGUACAUAAGCAAGCAUCUUUGCCCUUUGAGAAAGCAAAUGUCCUCUUUAAUUUGGGUGCAAUGCUCUCCAGGUGUGCUUUGAGAACUUAUGGAGAUUCUUUGAGAAACUCUUCUAAUGAAUCCUCAGAGAAUUUAACAAAGGAAACACUCGUACAUCUUCAACUGGCCGCUGGAAUUUACGAUUUCUUGAAUGAAAACUUCUUGCAUGCUCCCUCUAAUGACUUAUCAAAGCAAACAAUCCAGUUUUUAAAGAAGUUGAUGCUCGCACAGAGUCAAGAGAUUUUUGUUUUGAAAGUAAUCAGCGGUGAUGUAGAACAGACAAAAAAUUCAUUAAUAGCAAAAUUAUGCCUAAGCACAUCAGUACACUUUGAGGAGUGCUUCAAAAUGAUUCAUCAUUUACUUAAUGGAACUCAUGAGCCCGAAUUCGCUAUCAUUGACACAGCUGAAGAAGAUUUUAUAGAAACACCAGACCGAGAGACCGAAGAAGAAAAUGAGGUUUCAGCAAACAUAGACCCUUUAUGGAUAGCAAUCACCAACUUUAAAUUUCAUUUUUACCAGUCAUUGGCAAGUUAUUUCAAUGGCUUAGCUUUGGAAAGUUCCAAGAAAUAUGGAGAGGCAAUCGCUUAUCUUUCUAAAUCUUUAGAUAUUCUUAAUGAUAUUUCAAAUUCCAAUUUAAAGGCACUAGCAAAGGCAGAGAGCGGAGACGUAUACGAACUUUUAGACAAUUUCAAAUAUCAAAAGGAUGCUGUCAACAUAAAGUUAACUGAUUUGAACAAAGACAAUGAUUUUAUAUACCAUGACAUAAUUCCUUCCAUUAACACAUUACCUGAAAUUAAACCGAUGGAUAGUGCUAAGGUCAUUGCCCUCACAAAGAAUUCCAAAUUCAAUGAGAUAAAUGAGUAUAAUUACGAGAAUUUUUUGCAUAAUGUUGUUCCAAUUACCAUUUAUGAAUUGUUAAGCUACUAUUCUGAAGAAAAGUCCCAAUUUUUAAGAAAUGAAUUAGAUUUGGUUGACGUUUCGAAUGAAGAGAUGGCGUCUGCCUUGGAAUACAUGAAAAUGCCAAAAUCAGUUGUUCACGUAAAAGAAAUUCUCACAAGUAAUAAGGCUAUCGAAAAGGGAAGCCUUGACAUAGAUGGUGAAAUUUUUAAUAUUGCUAGGAUUAUUUCAUCUCAGUUUGAUAAUGACUCCUCAAAUAUGCAAAAGAUUAUUCAAAGACGAAAACAAAUAUAUUCCAUAAUAUCUGAGUGCGAAUCUGUUUUAUCACAGCAAAUAUCCCACUCAUCAAUGGGUCUCAAAGAUAGCCUAAUUAAAUUGAAGAAAUCGUUGUAUGAUGCAAGUAAUUCAGAUUCUAAAAUAUUAGGAUUGAUCAAUGGCGACAAUGCUCAAUUGUAUAAAACACUUGGUAAGGGACCAAACUCUUCAGAUUUCAAGACACUAUUUGAGCCUCUGAACAGUAGACAAGACUUUUCCCGCGCUGAAGAGCCAAGUCUCUUAGAUAUGGAUUUUACACAAACUGAAACCAAACCAGAGGAAUAUAUCCAGUCCAUUGAAAAUUGCUUACACGAUUUGCAUACCAUAAAGACGAGCAAAUCCAAAUUAGUUGAAAGUUUAAAAAAGGAAAUCCAUAAUGAUGAUAUAUCAGAUAUCUUAAUAUUGAACAGCAAAACCAAAUCAACUAAUGAAAUUAAGACUGUAAUCUUUGCUGAAGAAAUGAAAAAGUUUGAGCCUUAUAACCAGGAAUUAGAUAAGUUGAUAGCAGACCAAAAACGAACUAUUAAAGUCUUGACUGAGGAAUGGGAAAAAUUGACCUCUGAUCCAAAGGUGAAAAAGAUACAGUCUUCGAGUGAGUUUAAGCGAACACUUAUUAGCGACCAGAGCGAGCGAAUCACCGAUUUCUACAACAACGUUUGGAAAGCGUAUAGUGAAGGAUUAAAGAGAGGAGAUGAAUUCUAUAAUCAAUUAUUAAAUUAUGCUGAAAGAUUAAAAAACAAAAUAAAUAUUGAUACUCAAGGGCCGCCUGUACGAAGGGAUAGUUCCUUGAGUGAUAGCUUUGACGGCCUUGAUCUAAAUCCUCAUCGAGAAAAAUCAUUUGGAGUUUCGGCUUCCCCAAAAUUUUAUUCCAGCGCCAGACCAUCUGUUUCUUCUUCGCAGGACUUUGGUACAGGUUCAUUGGCUAGGAGCGAUACAGGGUUAUCUAAUGUGUCUAACUUCAGUGGCUACAGUAGACCGGCUCCUCUGCUUCCAAAUCGGCCCCAGUCCCAAGUCCCUCCUCAGCUUCCUCCCAAAGGAAUACAACAAGGCUCAGCGAUGAAGGGCAUAGACAACCAAGGUGAUAGAUUACCACAGCCUCCCUGGAGACCGUCGGAAAGCGCACAAGAGGAUGAAUUGAUCUAUAAUCAACCUUCUACUUAUCAGCCGAACAUGUAUAAUUUCUUUUCUAAGACACAGUAG
Molecule: messenger RNA, 2751 nt
Organism: Priceomyces carsonii
Lineage: Eukaryota; Fungi; Ascomycota; Pichiomycetes; Serinales; Debaryomycetaceae
Gene: BRO1
Product: Bro1p
Exons: 1
Coding region: 1-2751 (916 amino acids)
Biological process (GO): protein transport to vacuole involved in ubiquitin-dependent protein catabolic process via the multivesicular body sorting pathway
Cellular component (GO): endosome
Molecular function (GO): protein binding
Source: RefSeq, a predicted model, not a curated record